This is a messenger RNA of Closterium sp. Naga37s-1, 6024 nucleotides long. NCBI's taxonomy places the organism in Eukaryota, Viridiplantae, Streptophyta, Zygnematophyceae, Desmidiales, Closteriaceae. The record is from the annotation of a GenBank genome assembly.
AUGCUACUAACUCGCCAUGUCCCCAUUCCUUGCCCACCUUCCCUUGUGCCCCCCCCCUCUUCCCAUCUAAUGGCGCAUCGCAAGGCAGCGGGCAGGCGGCACUCGUACGGCGGGCAGGAGCUCACCGCCAUGCACGCCGCACUCACACACCCGCUCGCCACCGCCCAUGCCAGUGACGCUGGCAGCAGCAGUGACAGCAGCACUGCCGGCAGCGGCACUGGCAGCAGGGGCAGCAGGGCGAGCAGGCGGCGGGGGGGUACGGGCAGCAUGGACGUCCCUGGCCGCCCCGCCACGGCGCUCACCCGCUUCAGCCGCCAUGCCAAACCCCCCCUCGCCACGCCCCCCUCCUCCCUCCCCCCCACUGCCGCUGCCACUCCCCUUGCCACGACCCCCCUUGCAUCACCGUCCGCCACCAGUGCGUUCUCAGCCCGCAGCCUCCCAGCUCAGGCUGAAGCGCCACCAUCCCACGCCACCCCUGCUGCUGUUGCUGCUGCUGCAGUGGGGGUGGCUGCUGGUGAGUUUGGGAAGACUGUGCGUGGGAGUGGCAAGGGGAGGGCGGGUGGGAGUGGCAAGGAAAGAGCGGGUGGGAGUGGCAAGGAGAGGGCGCGAGGCAUGAGGCAGAUUGAGGCAGAGCUACAGCAGAGGAGAGAGGCGGCCGCAGCCAAGGCAGCAGCAGGCACAGCAGCGACAGCAGAAGCAGACAGCGGGGCUAACGGGGCAGUGGAGGAUGAUGGGUGGGAGCAGCAGGUGGGGCAGGUGGCAGUGGUGCACAGGCAGGUGAGGGCCACAUCGCUGGCAGAGCUGUACCGAGCGGCGGGGAGAGGGGGCGACCUGGACGGCGCAAGGAACGUGGCACCGGCUCAUGCCCUCCCACAUGUGCUCGCUGCCACACCCGGCCCGCUGUGCCAGUCCAUGCCCUUGGAGCCGCACCUGGGCUUGCAGCCGCACCUUCCCACGCCCCUGCCUGUGUCGCCUGUCCCUGCUGCCCCUGCUGCCCCUGCUGCCCCUGCUACUUCUCAGUGCAUGGCAGGCACAGGCACAGGGCCAUCCCCAGGCAUCUCGCCCCCUUCCACCCUCUUUUCCACCACCUCUCCCCUCGCCGUCGCUCUGCCUCCCUGCAGUGCCACCGCCCCUUUCCCCCCCGCCUCUGCUCCUUCCCCUCCUGCCUCUGCCUCUGCGGAUUCCCCCCUUUGCCACCCCCCUCACACUGCGUCGUCCCCUCCUGCCGCGCGCCCACCCUCCCAUCGCGACCUGCUGAGGGCGCGCAAGGCAGCACACAGCCGCCGCCCGCACUCGCUGGCGGGGGGGGAGUUUGCCACACUCAGGCUCGCCCACAACCCCACAGGAGGCUCUCCAGAAUCCACCACCGCUCUGCACCGCUCUCCCCUCUCCUCGUCCUCCCGCCUGAUACAUCCCGUUGCUGCUGUCGCCCUGGCCACUCUCCCCCGCCCCUCUACCUCCUCUCCUGCCCCUCCUGCUGACCCUUCUGCUGGUGCAGCGGAUGAGAGUGGGAGGAAGCGGCAGAGCAACAAGGGCAUGAGGCAGGCAGCUGGGGGAGGGGCGGUGGCAGCAGCGGUGCAGCAGUCAGCGGGAGCGGUGGUGGCAGCACAACCUGCCAUGGUGGAUAUUCCACGCGCUGCCACCACGGGCAGCAUUCAUACCACACCUGCCACCGCUGCUGCUGCUGCUUUAAGGACAUGUGGGUCUGACGAUGUGCCCUGCCCGCCCGCUCACGCAGAGCACAUGGCACAGGGAGGGGAGGGGGGCAUGCAGGGGAGGGAGCACGUGGCAGCAGUGCCACCAUCAGCAGGCGCAGCCCCCGCUCUUGCUGCCGGCACUCACAUGUCCCACCCCACUGCACUUGCCCAUGACCCAGCUGUCCCCUCCACCGUCCCUCGCCCUCUGCUGCACCUUGCUCCCACUGCCCUCGCCUCCGCUUCCCCUGCCAUGUCAGCUGGCUCUCCUGUGACGUCAGCAGGGUCGCCUGCCAUGUCAGCAGGAUCCCCUGCCUCCCUGUCCAAUGAGCACGCGCCACGUGGUGCACAGCAGGCAGCAGCGGUGGCGGAGCUGAGGAGCAAGCUGAGGGUGCUGCUGGCACCGCCACUUUCUGUAGCAGAGCAGGCAGGCAUGGGGGCGUGGGGGGUGGGGGAGUGUCACGAUGUGGCCAGGAAGGGAGGUGCAGGCAGUGAGGAGGGCCAAGUGCCAUCAGCUGUGGUGAAUGCACCACCUGCAACAGCUGGUCACUCAGGCUCUCUCCCACCUCACUCCUCUGCCGCACAUCCCACCUCUGCCCUCACUGCCACACACCGGCACCCCCCCUCGCCUCCUCUCCUGCACCGCUCGCUCUCAGACCCACACACACCGCGCCCCCCCACAGCGCCCUUCCCCCUCGUCUCUCCGCCCUCCCCCGGCACCCUCUCAGCGCCGCACUCGCCCGCCCCCCCGCCCUCUGCGCGCGCCCUGGGCUUUGCGUGUGCGCGCCGCCCCUUCAUGCUGCCGCCCGACUGGCACGCGCCCUCCGGUGCUGCUGAGAGUGGUGGGAGGCCGCGCACUGCAGAGGGGGAGAGAGGAGGGAGGGGCAUGCGGGCGUUCACGUCCGUGGGGCACCGGGGGUUGCUGCCAGGCAGCAUGCAUGCAGGGGAGGCGUCAGCAGCAGCAGGGGGCGCGGGCAGCCACUCCGCCCUGACCGCGCGUGAGGUGCUGGCAGCGCUGCGGCGCGUGCCGGGGCCGUACAGCUCGGGGCGGUUUGACGAGGUGGAGGGCGUCGAUGACGCACUGCUGGGCGCCGCCGCCACGCCAAGGGUAGUGGCGGGAGGGGCGCGUGGUGGCGGUGGUGGGCGGCGGAGGAGGAGUGGCGAGUAUGCGAGUGGAGGGGACGGGGAGAGAGAAAAAGGUGGUGGUGCGGAGGAGGCCGGAGGAGAAGAUCGGGAAGGUAGGGAGGACUCAGAGAGCGAUGGCGAUGGGGAGGGCGAGGAGGCGGCACAAAUGCGAAUGGAGUGGAGGCGGGUGAGGAAGGAGCGGCAGCUGGUGGAGCAGGAGAGGGGCGAGGUGCAACGCGUGCAGGGUGAGGUGGCACGCUUCAAGCAGUGGGCGCAGGAGGAGCAGCAGCGGCUGCAGGAGGAGAAGCGAAAGGUGGAGGCGGACAAGCAGCGCCUGGCGCCCUUUGAGGCGCGCCACCGCGCCUGCCAGCACCACAUUGCAGCGCAGGACGCCGCCACGGCCGCCCUGCGAGCACAGGCCAGCGCCGCCGCCACGGCCACAGGGCACGUGGCAGCGCACACGCACUCGCUGCGCUGCCACCUCGCCUCCUCCGCCCACCUCCUCGCCGCCACCAAGCAGCGCCUCGCUCACGACCGCGCCUCCGUGGCUGGCGCUCUGGCUCGGGCUGCCGAGGCUGAGGUGCGGGCGCAGGCCGCGGAGAGGAGGUUCGGGAAGAUGCCGUGGGAGGUGCGGAGUGGGAGUGGCGUGGCGCGGGCAGUGCAUGGUGUGGCGGGCCGGCAUGGGUCGCCCGUGCAGCGCCUGCACACCCCCGCCAUGCGCCUGGCACGCGUGGUGGCCGUGGCAUGGCGGGGCGGUACGGGUGAGGGGGCGGAGGAGGGAGCGGGGGUGGAGAAGGAGGAUUUGUGGGGCGAAGUGGGGGAAAUGGCCGAGGGGCGAGAGGAGGGCGGGCACAGGGGAGGGGAGGAGGGAAAGGGGAAUGCAUGGCAAGGGUGGAGUGCAAGCACGGAAGGGAUGGUGGUGGAAGAGGGACAGCGAAGGGAGCAGCGAGGAGUGGUGGGCAAGGCGCGUGGGUUGAAAGGGGAGCAGGUGGCAGGCGUGGCGAGGGAGGUGAUGCGCGCUCUGCUCCUGGCAGCCCGGGCGGCGAGCGACAACGCAUCUCGGCUGCUCUUCUGGUGGUCCAACACGGCCAUGCUGCGCUCCGCCCUGGCACCCCUGGUGGCGGAGGAGCAGAGGAGGAAAGGGGAGGGGAAGAAGGGUGAGGCGGCCACAGGUGAAGGAGGGGCGGCUGGUGGUGGUGUUGGGAGUGGUGCUGCUGCUGCGAAUGGUGGUGGUGCAUGCUGGCCUGGCACAGGUCAUGACGACCGGGGAGAGCACCCGGAGCACCCAGAGCGGCCUGAGGACCCGUGGGGCAGCUUGGCGCACCUUGAGUCGCAGCUGCUGCAGCUGGAGCAAUGGCAGCACAACAGGUGUCUGCAGCUGGUGUGGACACGUGUCUUCCUGCCAGCCAUGCAGCAGCGCCCCCCUGUGCUGCCGCCUCCCUUCCACCCGCCAUCACACACCCCUCCCUUCACCCCCGCCUGGUCCUCCGCCCUGCUGUGCGCCACCUCUGCCUGCCAGCAGUCGUACCUCUGGCCCUUCUCCGCCCCCACGCCCCCGCCACCCCCACUCAGAGCGGAGGAAGUGCAGGCGCCCUGGUGGGCGGGGCUGAGUGGUACAGAGCGGUGGGUGGCGGUGAUGCACGAGGCGGCUGCCAUGCUGUGCCCUCACAGGGCCAUGGGGCACCACUGCGGCUGCCUCUACCCGCUUUUCAAGCAGGUGCUGCAGCAGUGCCAGCAGCGGCUAGACGCGGCUCUGUUCAACGCGUUGCUGCGCUCCGGUAACGACGUGCUCUCCACCGACCCUGCUGCCGAUCCUCUCACCGAACCUGCCGCCCUGCCGUUCCCCGCCAAUGGCCGCUUCUGGGCCGGCCAAGGGGGGCUACUGAAACACACUACCCAUCCCUCACUGCCAUCCAGACCCAUCCCUCACUGCCAUCCAGACCCAUCCCUCACUGCCAUCCAGACCCAUCGCUCACUGCCAUCCAGACCCAUCCCUCACUGCCAUCCAGACCCAUCCCUCACUGCCAUCCAGACCCAUCCCUCACUGCCAUCCAGACCCAUCCCUCACUGCCAUCCAGACCCAUCCCUCACUGCCAUCCAGACCCAUCCCUCACUGCCAUCCAGACCCAUCCCUCACUGCCAUCCAGACCCAUCCCUGGCUGCCAUCCAGACCCAUCCCUGGCUGCCAUCCAGACCCAUCCCUGGCUGCCAUCCAGACCCAUCCCUGGCUGCCACUGCCCCAGUAUCCUCAUGUACCCUCAAUGUGUUCGCGCCUUUCCGCCAUGCCUCUGUGCCCUCUGUUACCCCCCCACCACCACCACGGCACCCCACGGCACGGCUCCAGGUGUCGGAGUGGAGUGAGUUCCUUGCAGACAUGGACGCACACGUCUCCUCACACUGCCACGCCGCCGCCGCCGCUGCUGCUGCCACGCAGCAUGCCGCCACCGCUGCGCACGCUUACCCCCCAUCGCCCAUCCUUCCCCCGCCCACCGUCCCGCUCUCCUUGCUCUCCUCCGCUCGCUUCUGGGCGGGCCAGCUGGAGCUCUUUGAUUGGCCAGAGGGCGCAGAGGGGCAGGGCGGGGCAGAAAAGCCGGGAUGCGGAAAUGGACUGGUGGGGCAGGGAGAGGGGUGGAGAGCGGUGACAGGCGGUGACGCCAUGGGAGAUGCAGUGGCGCGCAGCAUUGCUGGGUGUGAAGGGGGCACGGGUCAGAGAGGGUAUGACCCCGCGGCGCUGCUGCUGCUGGGAGGGCGCGAGGGGGAGGGGGAGGAGGGGAGAGGUUUGGUGCAGCAGCUGAUCGGUGGGCGGGCGGAGUGCUUCCCGCUGCUGCGCGCGCUGGCCCACGUGCUGCUGCUGCCCAAGAAGGCUCUCUGCGACCGCCCUGUGCGCCGCCAGGUGUACGCCACCAUCCCAGCGCCGCUGCUGCAGCGUGUGGUGAGCAUGUGUGUGGAGCAGCCGUCCCACCCCGACCCCAUCCCACCCGUGCUGCUCGACAUGCUGCAUGCCGAGGCCAACACCUCUGCCCACGCCAUCCACUUCCUGCCAGUCUUCGACCCUACCCCCCUGCCCCCCACGCCCUACCGCCCGCCGCCCACCUCCGCCCUGCACGCGCUGCUGGGGGCGGCUGCACCAGGCGCGGUGGGCGUGCAGCAGGGGGGGCUGGAGGGCGGGAAGGGGGCACGGCACGGCGAUUUGCCGAUGGAGUGA